AUGGAAGAAGCUGAUGACGCAGCAGGAGGGAUGAAGGUCAUUGCUGUUGACCAUGGACGUCCACCUCCUGCCCAGACCCGGUCCACAGGGAAUCAGGAGCCKCUGCACACGUGCCAACUUGAGCGUGUGGGCACGCGGGACACCCACCACCUGCAUGCUGAGUGCCCACUGGGUGGCAGUCCAAGGUCUGCUCCAGAGGACCUGAGCCCCAGCCAGCACCCAGCCAGCAGGCAAAGUAAGUGGCGGAGCUGGGAGUCCCGCUCCAGAGUGGGCGCCGCCACCACCCUGUGCUGCGCGCCCUGGGGAGGUUCCCAGAAGGCGGCCGCUGCUGCCCGCGGUUCCUCCCGGGGACCCACCGCUCCUGCGUCGCCCAGGGCCAGGUCGAAGUCCUCCCCGCCUGGAGGGGCGCGCAUCGGGCAGCAGGAUAGGGGGGCGCUCCCGUUGACAGGACCCGGGCUGCAGCCGGACCGCGAGCAGCCGAGUGCGCGGGUGUGCGCGGGUGUGCGCGGGUGUGUGCAGGUGCGCGGGUGCGCGGGUGCGCAGUGUGCAGUGCGCGCGCCCAGGCACCGCUCAGGGCUCCGGUGGCAGCAGGAGCCGGCGCCGGGACCGCUCCCCCGCCCCCCCCCCCCCCCCCCGGGCGCCCGGGUCUGCGAGCCGCGGCCUCCGAGGCGGGGGCUCCGGGUGCGAGGCCGGAGGCCGGGGGGCGCCCCUCGCCUCGCCCUCCCACGCCCGGCGGCCAGGCUGCGGCGGCACUCACCUUCCCGGGGCCGGGUGCGGGCGGCACUGUCCAGCUCGCCGCCUCCUCCUGGGGCUCCGGGACCCACGGCCGGUCCUGCAGCCGGUGCGACUGCGGCGGGCACUGCGCGGGCGCGAGGGGAGGCCGGGCCUGCAGGACGCGCGGAAGAGGGCGCCGGCCCGCCGGGCGCCGCACAAAACCCCCUUUCUUCACCCCCCACCCGCCCCGCCCUUCCCUGGGGCCACCCCCCGCCCCCUGUCCCGGAACGAGAGGGGCUCGGGGUGGUCACGGGACCCGCUGCCUUCUCUGCGUCGGUUCCCGGCGGCAGCGGAGAGGGCAAGGACAAGCGAAGUAGGACAUCGUUCCGGGGAUWCGAUGAGGACUUGGAGUAG
Urocitellus parryii (Arctic ground squirrel) is the source of this 1128-nucleotide messenger RNA. NCBI's taxonomy places the organism in Eukaryota, Metazoa, Chordata, Mammalia, Rodentia, Sciuridae. The record is from RefSeq and is a predicted model, not a curated record.